Pelmatolapia mariae (spotted tilapia) is the source of this 6122-nucleotide messenger RNA. RefSeq names its product opioid binding protein/cell adhesion molecule-like (gene opcml). The coding region runs from base 30 to 1244 and encodes 404 amino acids. Lineage: Eukaryota; Metazoa; Chordata; Actinopteri; Cichliformes; Cichlidae. The record is from RefSeq and is a predicted model, not a curated record. The transcript has 8 exons.
UCUUUCUCUCUCUCUCACUGCCUCCCUACAUGAGGGCGCCAACUAGUAUUUGCAGUGAAUCUUCAGUACAACCUGCAAAUGGGGAUGAAAAGCUAUUCAGACUGACAGUCAAAGAAAAGGCAGAGGGGAAAAAAAGCAAAGUGGGCAGCUUUCUGAAAGCUUUUUGUCGGAAGAUACAAAACGAGUGUCUACAUAAGAACCAAAGAGAUCAGAAUCAGCGCUGUUUGGGAAGCAUGUAUAAUUCGGUAUGCUUCAUCAUCCUGUCAUGGGUGUUUGCUGUGCUUGUGUUCCCAGGAGUUCCAGCUAGAAGCGGGGAUUCUGUAUUAAAGGACAACAUCACCGUCAGACAGGGAGACAGCGCCGUCUUAAAAUGCAAUGUGGACAGCAAAGUCUCACGAGUGGCAUGGCUCAAUCGCACCACUAUUCUAUUUGCAGGGAGUGAAAAGUGGUCUCUGGAUCCUCGUGUCAUCUUGUUGGAAAACACAGCAGUUACAGAGUACAGCAUCAAAAUCCAAAAUGUUGAUGUCCAUGAUGAAGGGCCCUAUGUAUGCUCUAUACUCACAAACAAGAAACCACAAUCCACGAAAGUGCACCUCAUUGUUCAAGUACCUGCCAGGAUCACUAACAUAUCAAAGGAUGUCACGGUGAAUGAAGGCAGCAACGUCAAUCUUGUGUGCCUGGCAGUUGGUCGACCUGAUGCCAACAUAAUUUGGAAGCAUCAUUCACCAAGGGGCACCCAUAAAUUUGUGACAGAGGGGGAGCACCUGAUGCUCACAGCCAUCACCAAAGAACAGUCGGGAUCUUAUGAAUGCAUUGCAUCUAAUGACAUCUCAAGCCCGGAUGUCAGGACAGUGCAAGUCACCGUCAACUAUCCUCCCUUCAUUUCUAAAGCGAGGAGUACAGGUACUUCAGUUGGACAAAAAGGAAUUCUGCAAUGUGAAGCCUCUGCUGUCCCAAGGGCAGAUUUUGAGUGGUACAAAGAAGACCGCAGGCUCCUCAAUGGACUAAACGGGGUAAAGAUAGAGAAUCAAGGGAAACAGUCUAUGCUUAUCUUUUUCAAUGUCUCAGAAGAAGACUAUGGGAACUACACUUGUGUUGCUAUGAACACCAUGGGAAUCACUAAUGCCAGUAUAAUACUCUAUGGUCCUGGUGCAAUGCAUGAUGUGAACGGGGUUACUGCGCUAUCACAUUGCUUUGUAUGCCUCCUGCUUACUGUAACCUCAGUCUACCUUCUCAAGUUCUAAUGUGAAAUGCUACCACCUUGGAGCUUCUCUCAGAAUUGAAAACCAAGAACAGACUUUUAGUCCAGUAAGAAGAAUGGAAACCCAAGAUUGCCAGUGGUCCACCCUAUUUUUUUUUUCUUUUUCUCUGUUAAUUUUCUUUCCUUUUUCUGGCUUUGCAUCAGAGUCUGUUCUCUGUUGGCUUGUCAAGAGUGAGAAGCAUCAACCUGCAGAAGCAAAGAUUUUAAAUAAUGCACUAAUUUGAUGAUGGUAGAACUUCUGAGUUUGUGUCUCCCCCAACCUUUUUAUAUGUGAACAUGGAAAAAGAAAAAAAAAUACAUGUAACUGUUGAUAGUUGACUGUUUAUUGCCCAAUUCUGAAGUGUACAUUCAGAUUAUGAUUAUUAUUAUCGUGUCAUGUCCUGUUCAAUAUCUGUACAAUAACAUUAAGCUUUUUUAGGUAAAUGAUAAAAAGGGAAAAAUGCAAUGUGAUUGUUGAAUUUUACUGUAUUUUUACAGUUGUAUGCAAAACAGAAUAACUGAUCCUUCAUUAUAAACAGUUCAGAACAAUAAAUUAUACACCAUGAUUUCUCAGGCAAAGUCCUACACAUAGUGCAUCCAAAUUUAUAUUUUCAUUGUAGUGUGUGUAAAAAUUGUACAAAUGUGUACAGACAAUACCUGCACUGUUGUUUUUCAAAAUGCAUAUGCUUAUCCAAUGGCAUUUUUGAACUACCCAAUAAGAGUGCCAUAGCAGCUUCAUGACAUAUUCAUACUGACACACUGAAAGCUGAUUUUCAGACUCACUUUAGUCAAGUAUGAUUUAGGAGUGAGAAAUUGGUUGUUGUGCUGCUUUGUUCUCUGCAGACAGAAACAGAAAAACCCAGAGUUCAGUGUGCUGAUGGCAUCAUUAGAGUGUCCAACCUGAUUCACAAAGUGCUGUGGCUAAUUUGGAAAGCUGCACUCGUUACAUGAUAUUAACCCACGUUCCACACUGGUUUUAUGAUCAUUAUUAUUUAAUUUACUAAAGUUAUGGUUAAAAGCUUCAGAUUAUAUGAAAUCAUUUAAUAGUAAGAUAUUUAAAAAAUGCAGGUAGCCAUUGUACCAUUUUAGUCCCCCUUAUUUUCUUUAGUCGCAAGAAUCAAAUAAAAAUGUCACUGAGACCUUUUGUUUUCUCACUACACCAACAAGAGGUUCAAUCUGGCUUUCGAUUCAAAAUAAUACUCUACAAAAAAUAUGUAUUUAAGAGCCAUUUUAAAUAAUUAAACCGCCUUUUAAAUGCUUCUGCAGUGUUUGUCACUUUUAGCUAUGCAUAAUAUAAUCACGUUCAGAAAAACAAGAUAGUGAGUGUGAGAAAACAUUGGCAGUGUUAGCACUAGCAGCAUUCAUUGUAGUGCUGCUAGUGCUAGCAAAUAUUGUAUUACAUGUCUUUACUGACAGGGUAUUAACUUUUUAUAUCAGACCUGGCUGGCUCUUGCACGGCUCUUGGGCUGCUUAUUCAGUCCAUUGGUUGUCUCUGACCUGCCCACAUGAGGCUAAUGCAAAAUUAGCAUUCAAACAUAAAGAAGGAUACAUCAUGCUUUUGUGAAUUUUGUGGGAAAUCACAAAGCUGGACUCUACUGCACUAUCCAGCUUGGUAAAAAUUGUUUUUGCUUUUGCAGCUUUGUUAGAAAGGUUUGCAGUGUCCAUCUCUGCUCUGCAUCGGUACAGCUUUGCUGUAAAUCCACUCUACAUAGAAUGUAGCGUUUUAACAAAACAUGGACAGAAAGUAUUUAUUUGAAUUCAGGAAUACAACAACCUGACUGAUGCAACACAGGAAUGGACACUGCUGUGAAAGCAACAAGUUUCAGAGGGAUGGAGCAGUGAAGGCCAGGUUUGUCAUCUUCCACAAAAUCACAAAAUACAGAAAAUCAUUCUCUGAUGGGGAGUUUAUCAUAGUGUUUGGUGAUAUGCCUUGAGAAAAAUGAAGCAUUUGAGAAUGUGCCCCUCUCCAAGUGAAUCCCAAAAGAUAGAUUAACCACAUUAUAAGAAAAUCAGGAUCUUCAUUUGAAAAACAAAGCAGAUAUUGGCCAAGACUCUGGCCAACAACUGUGAUGUCCACAAGACAACCAAGUUCUUCUUCUUUAUACACAGAAUAACAAAACUGUUUCAGAUUGCAGAGCAGCUGGCAGCAAUGCUGAUGCUGAAAACUGAUGGCCGUCCAAAUCUGACAGGAACCCAGAACUGAAACUGGUAUUUUUGCACUGUAUCAUUCACCAAGAGGUGUUGUGCGAGUCAAUGCUAAAAAAUUAACCAUGUUGUCGAUGUAACUAAAAUAAUUAACUUCAUCAGGGUGAAAAGCAAUGAAUCACAGACUUCAAGUCAGUAUCACUGCUGGUUUUUUAUUCUGCUCACAAAAACAAGAACUUUCCACACAUACAAAGAUAUUCUCACAUAAUGCUGGUUUUCUUUUGCAUGUGAACAAACAUUAUUUGUGAUAAAGUUUAACAAAACUAGACAUGGAUAAUCUGUCUGCUAUCCUUUGCAUUUCCAUCUCAUUUCAAAUCUGACACCAGUGCACCCGUUAAAGCUAAUAAUAAACUAAAUUUGUCUCAUAGAACAAGAAAAAAGACCUAAAUAACUGCAAAACAAACUACAAACAAAUUAGCAAUAGAACCUUGUUAAAAAUGCACAUUUUGUUCCAAAUUGCUUUUGAUAAUGUUGAAUAGUUUUACAUUUGGGUUCAGUUCAUUGGUGCACAGCCCACCACAGCAGUCAUAAAUUCUCAUGUGGCCGGUUGGGAAAAUUAAUUGUCCUCCCCUGUUCUAUAUCAAAGUUACAUACAUACAGUGUUAUUUAGAUAUUUACAUUACACUGUUUCGCAUAUUUAUUGUGAAAUAUUGAAAAGCUGGAUAAAAUUCUUUUUAAAAAUUGAAAGAACUUUUUUGUGCUUAUCAGCCCACUGAUCAUGCAACACAAAAAGUCAGCUUGAAUGAAUGGUCUGUGUAGCUGCUAUGAAGCUUUCUUCAGGUGUUGUGAAUGUGUGCUUUUAACCUGGUUUGCCCUGAGAUUAAUGGCAGAUGCUGAUCUCAAGACUGCAGGAGUAAUGAUUUGAUCUGUGGUUGGUGUUUAAAAAGAGUUUUCUGUCAAUUUCUGACAGAAAGUAUACUUAGAGCACAAGUGACUGCUAAUGUGACUUUUUUUAAUGAUCCAGUUCACUCCUGUGAUAACCUAUGAGUAACAAAUGUGUUGAUGACAAAGGGAAGAGAUUGUGUAUGUGGGAAUGCUCUUUUUUGUCACAUGUUCUGUGCUUGUGAUGAUGGUGAAACAGUCAGAUCUCACAUGAUGUGAUUUUCCCUUUUUAGGGGUUUGCAAAAAAAACCCAAAACAAAACAACAACAACAAAAAAAAAAAAAAAACCACGGACAAGUGAGAUACAGAUGCCUGCAAAAUUACAGUUUAGGGGUUGCUGUCACAAUUUCUAACCUAGUUAGAACAUGACCAUGAUAAAUAUUGAUGUCAGUAAGCUUGAACCAGUUUGUUUAAAAUCGUUAUUAAAAGAUAACUAAAACGGGAGUCUACUUAAGAUGUAUUUUUGCAUGACACAAUGAAAACAGUACAGAUUUGCUUUGUUUGUGCACCACAUUAUCAAUACACUUACAGAAACAGCCACUUAAAAUGGCCACCUGAUCAGUGACAGGACUUGGAUGGAUCUAUAGUGGAAUCCUGACCGAUUGCCGGCUGAUGGGUGGACAUAAUGAUAUCCCCCAUCUGUGACGUGGAUGGUGCAACCCUGAGCAGUAAUGCCCGUAAGCGGCAUCUAUGAAAAACAGUCGUAAUGUCUUGAGUAUCCACGAGGGGUAGCAGUGUGGAGGUGCAUUCAUUUACAGACUUGCUACACCAUAUAUUUAAACCUUUUCAGUUUGUUCAGGAAUUCAGCCUUUCUGUCAAAGAUUUAUAGAGACAUAUGUUUGCAGCAAAUAAAAUACAGGUUGUGCAUGCCGAACAAGCCAAACAGAAAGUGAUGCUUGCAUUCUAUGAUUAUUACUAACUUGUGUUUCUGCCAGAUAUAUGUGGCACUUUGUUCUAAAUAUUUCUGAUGAUGAACCACAACGCUCUGGGACCAUGCUUAAAACUAUUGGUAAUUCUUACCAUUUACAAAUAAACUAACAGUUAUAGCGGUAACGGUCACAGUCAUGCCUGCUUACUCAAGUUGUCUGCCGCUAAUCUUAGUAUAUCAUGUUUGCAAAUAAUUAAAUACUGUGGUUCAAAAAUUUUACUCUGGGGAAGGGACACUCUAAAUCCAACAUCUGGUACAUGUCCCGCAAAUCAGUGUCCAACCUGCAGUACUUAUUUAUUUAGUUAUAGGUGAAAACACUCCACAUGCUUACAGGUAGGAGAGAAUUAACAGUUUUUAGUGCUCAACCUGGUCUUAAUGUAUUCCAGGAAUCAUUAGCAGUUGUUCAGUAUUUACGGAACACUUUUAUUAAAAGUAUUCUAUAACAGUUUUCCCAAACGUAAUGACACAGUUACCUUACGACCCUAGCAGGGCCUGUCCUGAAAUUUCCCUGGUGUAGGUGUGGUCUCUCUGUCUCUCCUGCCUAGGUGCCAUCUGUUGGGUACAUUACCAUUUUUCCUCUUUCUCUCCUUUUUCAACCCGGACACUUUUUGUUACUUUCUAUCCCCUGGACCUCUUUAGGGGACCAUAACAAGUUAAAAUGAAAGAUUUUUGCUUUUUGUUUUAGUGCUUGUUGUUCAGCUGCCGUGCAUAUCGUCACCUUUUAAUGAUAAAUAAGAGCCUUCUACAGACAAUCAGCAACCUCCCAUCUCUAUCUGUCUGUAAAACUAUCUUAGUGAAUGCCAUUGAUGUGUUUUGUCCUUUAAUCAAAUUAAUCCCAAAAGAUUUUUUAGAUUUUAGAUAUUAACA